Molecule: messenger RNA, 1224 nt
Organism: Rotaria sp. Silwood2
Lineage: Eukaryota; Metazoa; Rotifera; Eurotatoria; Philodinida; Philodinidae
Source: the annotation of a GenBank genome assembly
AUGACAACAAUAAAUUCUAAUAAUGGUGAUGGUCAAACAUCACCAAUGCCUGAUGUUAAUGGUCAGAAACCUGAAGAUGAUAGAAAAUUAUUUGUUGGUGGCUUAACAUGGGAUACAACACAAGAAGAUUUACGUGAAUAUUUUUCUAAUUUUGGUAAUAUUCUUGAUUGUUCAAUAAAACAUGAUCCAACAACAGGACGUAGUCGUGGUUUUGCUUUUCUUAUAUUUGAUAGAAAAGAUAUAGUCGAUAAAAUUCUUUCACAAAAUGAACAUUUUGUCAAAGGUAGAAAAAUUGACCCAAAACCUGCACAUCGUCGUUUAGCUGUUACAAAUAAUAAUAAUAAUAACAAUAAUAAUCAUCAUCAUAUGUCAACAUCAUCAUCAUCAUCAUCAUCAAAUUCAAUAUCAAAUAAUAAUCGUAAAGUAUUUAUUGGUGGUCUUGAUCCACAUUUUUCUGAUGUACAAUUAAAAGAAUAUUUUUCAAAAUUUGGAAUAAUUGAAGAUAUUGAUUUACCAUAUGAUAAAGAAAAAAAUGAACGACGUCCAUUUUGUUUUAUUUCGUUUCAAAAUGAACAAUCAGCACAAGAAGUACUUCGAUUACAAAGACAUACUAUUGGAGAUAUAACUGUUGAUGUCAAAAGAGCUAAACCAAAAACUUUAAAUAAUAAUCAACAACAACAACAAAUUUAUGAUCCAUAUGCACAACAAAGUAUCUAUGCUAAUUAUGGAACUGGUGUUCCAUCGUAUGGCGUAAAUGCUUAUUCUACUGUUGAUCCUUACGGAGCCUGGAAUGGUUAUCCAUACAAUCAACAAGGUAAUCCGGGUACUUAUUCCUAUAGUGGUUCUGAUGCAAAUUGUGUUCCUAAUUCAACCACAUUAUCUUAUCCUCAAUAUUCUCAACAUCAAUCAAAUUCUCAAUAUUCUUACGGGCCAUCAAAUGCCGUCAAUGCUAAUGAAUAUUAUUCUCAAUAUGGUUAUGGUGCUCCUCCGACAACAUCAAAUGUCUAUGCAGAUCCAAAUGCCUACGGUGGUGCUUAUGACUAUAAUUCUUAUUAUACAUCAGGAGGUAUAAAUGCUAAUAGUUCAAUCGUUGAUAGUGGUACAGGACAACAAGGAGGUAAUUCGCCGAAUGAUGCAAAUAAUUAUGAUCAUGAUACUCGUUAUGGAAAGAACAAAACAUCUAUUGUUUCCAGUCCUACUUAUCAUGCAUAUCCUAUAAGUUAG